AAGCAAUUGUUUGAUUACCAUCCAACUCAAGGAGUUUUGAUGUGAGCCUUGUGUCGUACUGCAGCCGGUGUUGGCUGUCCGACUAUAUAGUAGACUGGCAUUAUGGAUCAUGCCAUGUGUGGUCUGCGUAAAAUACAGCCAACUCUCAUAGAAAGCUUGCACGAGAUUGGAGUCAGGAGAUCUAUUGAGGCCCCAGGCCUGGGUAUCUGGAUAUUCGGUUCAUCAUCAAACAUAAUUACCGGUCACCAACAUCAAUUUACCCGUCGUAGCGGCGUCAGAUGGUCUGCUCCAAUGUCAGCGCAACCCCGUGCCGCACCACGCGGAUGUUAGGAUGGAUGAUGCUGGUAGGGAUCAUGAUAAGGAAUUUGGACAACGGGACGGGUGAUGGAAGGUGAGGGACAAGGGCAAAGCCGGGAAGAUUUGGGUUUGGACAGAUUGAGGGCCAUCGAGUUAGGGUCCCAUCUAUUCGUACUAACCAAGCAAUUGCUGGUGACUGACUUCUCGCUUCUGGGGUUUGCUUCGUAUUCAUUUGACUGUGCGUGAUUGAUUCCCCUCGUUUACUUCUCCCUUGACUGAACAGAAAUUUCUCCUCUUCACCCUCUCUCUUUUUGAACAUUGUAGAUUCUGGUUUGCUGCAUCAACGACUAACCGCAGCCGACGUGAGAUUCGGUCUUUUUCCUUUUUAAUCUUUCGGGUUGUGUGGCGUCUGGGGAACAUUUGAACACCCAAGCUGAAAAGAAAGCGAGAGCGGAGACGACACGCGACGACAAAGCGAGCUACUCGAUCCAAGAGAGAAUAAAUGCGAAACACAACGACCGAACGGAGAAUCAGCGACGAAUGAGACCGAUAUUUACAACAAGCAACAUCGAGCAUUAGUUCUCAAACUCUGGGGCAUUGGAUCCUAAACAAUUGGGUAAUUUCGAUAUUUGACCGAAGUGUUUUCUUCUGAACGGACGAAAAAAAAUCACACCAAGACACUUUGGAAUUGAGUUCUUUGGAUCUUUAGCGGCGGAUCGCUUGAUACCUGUCUACGGAGUACUUUCAACGGUAAUCCGGCAGUCACUCCUGCAAUCAAUCAAUCAUCAACUGGGCUCGCUCUCUACGAGUACGGACUACGGAGGAGGAUUUUAAUUCAACCUUAAGCUUGCGCGUAUUUUCCUCGUGGCAUUGGGUCCUCAACUUCCGGCCGCUCCGCACCGAUCCUCGUUAGCUCCAGCAACGUAUCUCGAAACGAAGGUCUUCCGAGUCCCCCGUCCUCGUCACCAUUCGUCACUGCUGCCACACCACUGGCCGGCCUAUCCUUGAGUUGGGAAUAAUAAUUCUAUUGUGAGGGACAAAAGAGAAACAGUAAGUUGAUUUUUUGUUAUUGUUGUGAAAUGCUUGGCCUGAAGCCUUCUGCGUUACUGCCCUGGUUCUCCAAUUGAGUUUCAUGGAGCAGGUGGACAGUCUCUGCUUCAUCAUGACUUCAAAGCCUUCUUCCAUCCAUCCCUUCAUAACACACCCCUCUUUCUAGCUGUCUCUGCCUAUUCCCCAACCUGUUUGCCAUUGGCAUUUUUUUUUCUGGGCACAGCAGAAUCAAAUACGGGGGUUUGCAUUUUUUGGGGCGGCAUUCCGUUUCUCAGAACCAUAUCCUCGCAUUGCAUUGCAUUGCAUCUCAUCACACACGCACAUGUCUGCCAUGUAAUUUGAGCCUCCCAACCACUGGCAGCUCAUGAUAUCGUUCUCUUCUUCAAACUACCUACAGUCGGACUGAGCCACUCCCGCAUAUCGUACAUGCCGCCGCCUCCGGCCGGGGUCCCCCUUGUCUUAUUUUCCUUGUAUCUAAGCCUCUCUUUCACAUACCUGCUUGCUACAUACGCACUUGUUGCUUUGCUUUUUGCUUGCUGUUUCGCUGGCCCCUUGCAAAGCUCGGCCCCCUUGGUUCUUGACUUGGCCUAUCUUUGCUGGUCUGUUGUCCACUCGCAUCUUGUCUUUCUCCCACACGCCUCCUCUCACUUUCCUCUUGUUAAAAUUGUCUAGCCUCUCCAGAACAUCUUGAACACCCCGGUCCCCAGAGAGAUUACAGUGGUUGUCUCUGCCAAGUACACUUCAGGUAGGCACUGCACUACUUGAGUUUUCUCUCUCGGCGGCGCCUUACCCCCCCUGCCACCUCAAUUCAAAUCGAGGCCCAAUCAUUCACGGGCCAUAUCAUCAUUUACAGGCGAAACACACAACACACCAAAGACCAAGCGACCCUCUCUUCCAUCAACCCGAAGCUGAUUAAUUAAGUUAAGGCAACGCAGCACAGUACAGCACCGGCCUACAGUGGUAAGCCUAGUCGAUCGCAAAAAGGGACAAUCGGGGGCCCGCCGUACUCGUACCGAUAAAUCCUCCUAGAGCCAAGUCCGCGCAGCUUCUUCCGCGCCCGCUGUGAGAUUUCUAAGCUUGAACAAGGGCCCAAUUCUUGUUGCAGCUUCUCAGCUCAGCCCACUCUCGCUCCUGCAGUCCGUCCGAUUACAAUCCCCAGACAAUCUCCCACACCCCGUUUGGUGCACCGUCCACGGAGGCCAUCUCAGCUCUCGUCCCACUCAUCACACUCACUACUGGCCGCUUGUAGAUUUCUUGCUGCUUCAUUGCCUAUCGAAAGUUGACGCACGAGACGCCGCUGUACAUCCCCCCUGGUACGCCAUCCUGCCGCCUACGCCACGAUUUAGGCCCUGUCGCUCGUUGAUUCUACCGCUGGCUGUCACUAUCACUGCCGUCUUCUCGCCCACCGACGCCUCGCUGGCCUCGUUCCCAUUCGAUAGCUUCCUUCUCCCGAGCCGCUACAUGCACAAUUGAGCUGCGCUAUCGCCUUUGAUCCUCGUCGCCCGCAUCGCUACUCACAAUAAACGGCAAUCAUCAUCAGUUUGAGCUUAUCCUUGCUUAGACAGGUACUUCCAUCAGUCCCGAUCUUGUUGUGUUGUGGUACCCAAUAUACGCCCCAAGACUACGGGUCCGUCGUUAGAAACCGCUCCGCUACACCCUCAGACUGGACCAGGCCACUAUUCCACAUUAGGACCCGCCAGACAUUAUGGCGCCUGUAUCGCCCCGGCUCAAGAUUCUAUCAGGUUUGUCGUCUCUUCUCUUACAAUUCUCCCUUCAUACCUAGGUUUAGUUCACGCAGAAACCAGAGGUGGACGGUCGCGUCAUUUCAGAUCAACUGAUCCCUCCCAAUCCUUCAUCAGUUGACACAAUCUCUCUAAAUCUUUUCUGUCUCUUGUCUACCUUUCACUCGUUUGUCUUGAAAUCCUCACGUCAACCGUCAGGACGGUUGCUCGUGCAGCGUCCCACUCUCGUCGCUCAUCAUGGCCAACAGCGAGCUAAUGUCAGUUUGUUCAGUGGGAGGCAAUCCCGUCUCGGCGUUCCUAUCAUGGAGGCUCCAGGCCACCAACGCGUGUGAUGUGACGCUCGUUUGGAAGUCUGGUUACGAGCAUGUGGCACAAUACGGUAUCUCGUUCAAAUCCCCGAUAUUUGGCAACGAGAGAUUCAAGCCUCGACAUGUUGUUCGAAACCCUGAGGAUGCCGCGAGCGCUCGAGAAGGCCCCUUCGAUUAUGUCGUACUCUGCGUCAAGGCGUUACCCGAUGUCUACGAUCUCGCCUCAGUCAUUGACUCGGUCGUGACCCCCCAGCAUACAUGCAUCAUCGUCAACACAACACAUACUCUCGGAGUCGAAGCUGCUUUGGAGGAGCGAUUUCCUACCAAUGUGGUCCUAUCACUUGUUUCAGGUGCUGAGCUCACGCAACUCGGUCAGAGUGAAUUUGAACAUAAGGGCCCAGCAGAUAUCUGGAUUGGUCCUGCUAACAACCCGAACAAUAUCCCACAAACCAUCCAGGAGGACAUGGCACAGGCCUUAGCCAUGACACUUAGUUCUGGUCAAGUGGAAUGCAAAGUUUCGCCAAAUAUCCGCCAGCAGCAAUACGAGAGAGUAAUAGGUCCUAUUGCGUUCCAUCCGAUUAGCGUUAUCUUCGAAACUCCCAACCAUGCCUCGCUUUUGGAAAAGGUUGGCGUUAGGGACAUGGUAUCGGAGGUCAUUGACGAGUUGCUUCGUCUAGCUGAUGCUAAUGGAUGCAAAUUUGAUCCCGAUUUCAAGCAGAAGACGAUCGAUGAGAUGUCCAAAGCUUCCGGGGAGAGCAUAAUGUGGCAGGAUUACGUUGCUCGAAGGCCUAUGGAGGUUGAGACGUACCUAGGAUCGCCCGUCAAACUGGCUAGAGACUCGAAUAUUUCCCUUCCUCGUAUCGAGACACUUUACUCGAUUCUUCAUAACCUUAAUCUGGUCAACCGCAGCCGACCCAAACCUGGCGAUCCGAACGCGAAUAUCAUACCACCCGCCUCCCCCUCCGCGGCACCUGUGCCUCGAAUGCCUUCGCAAAACAGCCAUCGACCCAUGAUGAACGGUAUGCCCAACGGAAAUGGUAUGCCCCCUCGCCAGCCCAGACCUCGGAACUCUUCCAACUUCAGCCAAGGCGGUAUGCGCCGUGGACCACCCCCGAUGAACGGUGGACCACCCAAUGGUUAUGUUCGACCUCCUCCGAUGAAUGGUCCUGGAUCUCGUCAACCUUCAAGGAGAGGCUCAUUAGAGGAGACUAACCUGGAGGAAUUCUCUCAUCUCGUUCUUUAUGACGAUAUUCCUGAAGGUUCCGAGCCAUCCGUCAGUGGUGACCCAGCAGACAUUAAUCUCAGAGAACGAGAGUUGGCUUUGCGGCAGCGUGAAAUGGCAAUUCGCGAGCAAGAAAUCCGAAUGCGCCGUGGACCGCCUCCUGGCCCUCCCGGAGGCCCUGGACCUCGUCGUGGCCCUCAUCCUAUGCGCAACAGCAAGCAGGUGUUUGACGAAGACGAUGAUGAUGACGACGAUUACUUUGACCCUACUGCCAACCCUGGUCCUCCGCUGAUCGAUCCAGACAACUUCGAUAUGAUGAGCGUUACAUCGAGAAAAAACCGAAAAGCUCCAGGACCAAGCCCUGGCCAGUUUCGCCGUAAUCCCGAUGAUAUGCCGCCUCCUACACGAGGCGGCCGAUUCAGGCCCAACUUCGGCCGCAAUCGAUCUUCCCAAGUUGGUCACAGCUCCAUGACAUCUGAAAACAUCCUCGAAGACCCCCUCAUGAGCUGCUCCUCGGAUCGUUAUGGAUCCGUUGACCGUGGAGCGAUGAACGCAGGCUCUCGAGCAAACUCACUAACAGCGUCAAGGCUUGACGAGAUGCAGUACGGCCCAGGUCCCGGUGGACCUCCCGGGAUGAAUGGUGCCUAUCCCCGGCGUGCCAGUCAGUCUCCCGGGAACCCUUAUACUCCAUCCAUGCGAGGCGGUAGCCGACGGGGAUCGCCUCCGGGUGGUUACGGUCCAGGCCCGGGCAUGAAUGGCCGACCAUCACCCCCGGAUGGUGUUCGCCAACCUGUCCCUCGUCACCCACCUGGUCACGGUAACUCAGUAGCACCACAGCAAGUUGAACAACAUAUUGGGGUGAGCGCCCUCCACCAAACUAAGCCUAGGAAUGUUCGCAGUCUGACGGGUAGUGCGAGCGCCAGCGCGGGCAGUGGUGAAUUUGAUUCCGAACAAUCUGCAAACAGCAGUCAAGGCAGCUUGCCUCCACGACCGCCAAUCGGUGUGCGUUAGGACGCUCUCCACAGCGAUAAUAUUCAACGGAGUACCUAGGACGUCAGGUUCCAACACACGGUCCCAUAUAUGAUGUCUGUCCAACAAGGCUUUGAUAUUCUUGUUUUCGCAGUUACGGAGUUCCGGACAUGCUUUCUUCAUCGCUUAAACGGGACCAUUUAUUUAUCCCGUCGCGAAGCCUGGUUGAGGCCAUGUGUACUACAUCUAUGCAUCUGGCUUGAACAACUAUACGACACACCUCGACGAGGACGGCCCUAUUUCAUUUUGUUUUUAUUAUACGCCCGAGUUCCAUCGAAAACACGAAACGACACGACAAAAGUCAGAGUCACUUUGGACUAUUCUCAGACACGACGUCUUUUUAAUUAUUCCUAUCGACACAAUCCGUACAUACAUUGAACAACCAAACAGAAGUAGUCUAUCCUUGGUAAUAAUGCAUUGGAAUCGGGGAUGAUAUACUGGUGCCUUUCAGCAUAUAAUCGGCUCUCAGUUAUUCAAGACUCUGUUCAUGAGACGCCCGAGUCUUGGUUCUGCUUUGACAUAUUGGGACAGCCUCGCGCAAGGAAGAAACUUUCGGAGAACGCUAAGCCCGCCUCACAGAAGACAGGUUGGGACUGAAUAAUGAAUGUGCCGGUGGAAAAACGAGGAAGUGGGUGGGUUAAGAUCAAAGGCAUUGCACCAGCUAAGCAAGUCUUUGUUUUUGAUUGUUGAAGCGCCGUACAGAAGUUUGCGUGGACAUGUCAUGAAAGGUCAAAUGGACUUUGCAAAUGAGGAGAGAUCAUGAUAGGCAUUGUUUUUCUUGGCGGGGUUACACAAUCAAAUUAGACUACGGAUGGUUUCUUUUUCUGGUUAAAUCUGUUCAUCGCGAGACGUUGUGGAAUGUGAAUAGGAAAGCCAUCCACGGCAUUGGGAGAAUUCCUAUUGGAAAUAUACAUAGAUACGGAAUAGUAGUAUGGAAGAGAAAAGUGAUGAAAUUAUGGCCAAGGAUUUCUGCAUCACCUUUGAGAAACCAUUGAUAACAUAGACCGAACUAUCCAUCUACCUGAAGGACAAGCAAGAUGCAGCCUGAUAGUCAACAAUAUCCAUUGCCCAAUUCUCUUAUCAUCCGGCAGAGAGCCACUUUACCACUGUAUACCUCAACUCAAUAGGCCAACAACAGCGUGGCCAUCAAAGCUGAGAAAACAGCCAUAGGUACAUAGCUAGUUGUUCUUGUGCCAGCGUUAGGAUCCUCACUACCUCCAGUGAUAUUCCUGGUGCGCAAGCACAACAGCGAAGGCUGUAAAACAUCGUCCAGGCUAUAUGUGUCGGGGUCACGACGACCCCAGUUGAUCAUUACAGUCCAAACACCACGCACAGCAUAGUCAUAUGCCUCCUCCUGGGUCAUUGCAUUGUAUUUUCCAGCCGUUUGUGGGCGUUGGCUGA
Messenger RNA from Fusarium odoratissimum NRRL 54006, 7049 nucleotides. RefSeq names its product alcohol dehydrogenase. Bases 3327 to 5630 code for a protein of 767 amino acids. Gene Ontology annotation, cellular component: cytoplasm. Lineage: Eukaryota; Fungi; Ascomycota; Sordariomycetes; Hypocreales; Nectriaceae. The record is from RefSeq and is a predicted model, not a curated record. Gene Ontology annotation, molecular function: oxidoreductase activity. The transcript has 4 exons.